UAUAAUAGAAAAAGGACCAAAAUGGAGGUGCUGAAUGCAAUGUAUAAUCUGGCGGUGCUGUGCUAAGUUCUAACUUAUCGAGUUGUCUUGACGGAGGAGAUGACUGUUUGCUGCCCAAUCCUAAAAUUGCCACUUUCCUCUCGCUUCACAGAGUAUCAAUCUGAGAGUCUGCAGGUUUCUAAGAUUUACCCAUCAAAUUCACCAACACCAUUUCUUUCUCUAGCAAACAAAUCCUCUCUGCAAGUUCCUCGAUUUUCACGCCUGUGGAAAAACACAACAAGGGCCAUGGAGGUCCAGCAAAGUGGAACUGCAGUCUUUAAAGCUGGCAGCUCAAACGCACCAAUGAAGCUCUUGUUCGUGGAGAUGGGUGUUGGCUAUGAUCAACAUGGCCAAGAUAUUACAGCUGCAGCAAUGCGAGCAUGCAGGGAUGCCAUCUCUUCCAAUUCGAUUCCUGCAUUUCGCAGAGGGUCCAUACCUGGUGUUUCGUUUGACCAAAUGAAACUACAAAUCAAACUGGGAGUUCCUCAUUCUCUUCAGCAAUUGUUGGAUAUCGAAAGGGUCAAGUCUGUCUUUCCUUAUGGGAGGAUUCUAAAUGUUGAAGUUGUGGAUGGUGGACUGAUAUGCUCAAGCGGCGUGUGUGUUGAGGAAAUGGGAGAUAAAAAUGAAGAUUGUUACGUAGUGAAUGCUGCAGUAUAUGUUGGCUACUAGAAUUGUUACCCCUGUUCCCUUUUAGCUUGGUGAGGUUGGUUUUCGGUUUUCAUUGUGGACAUGACCUUUAAUUUAAUUCAUUAGAGCUUUCAAAUUUAA
Messenger RNA from Hevea brasiliensis (rubber tree), 807 nucleotides. RefSeq lists its product as uncharacterized. Bases 100 to 708 code for a protein of 202 amino acids. The record is from RefSeq and is a predicted model, not a curated record. The transcript has 4 exons. NCBI's taxonomy places the organism in Eukaryota, Viridiplantae, Streptophyta, Magnoliopsida, Malpighiales, Euphorbiaceae.